ACGCUUGUUGGGAAGGCUUUGGUAAACAAGCCCGUGAGUUUGACGUUUUGGCUCGUUUGAGGUGCGUUGUGUUUAUGGCGUAUACUUCAAUACGCAGGUUGGAGUUUGUGGUGAAACGGGCUGUGAAUUCGGUGUUUUGCGGUUUGCACAUUUGCAGUUGUGUUAUAAGAAAGUUUCCCUCAAUCCCAUUAACAACUGUCAGCUUAUUCGGUUCCGCUGGCUUUGUCCCUGCUGGUUCGAUGCUUGUGGAGGAAAACACACAACACACCUAAUUAUACGUCAAAAUCUCGGCACGGACGAAUCUUCCUUUCUGUGGAAUCUCCACCGUAAAGCCAUUUCACGCAGCAGAACCAGCACCAGCAAUGGAGAUCAUCGGUAAAGUGAUGUGCUACGACUGGGGCAAGCUUGGCCAGCAAUCGUUCGUUGCCCAGCUCGCCCAGGCAAAUAAUGACCAGCUGGAGGUAAAGCCGGAUUGUCCGUACGCCGAGCUAUGGAUGGGCGAUCACGUAAACGGACCGGCUACGGUAAAACGGGACGGCAAAGGGCUGGACGAGACGAUACGGGCCGAUCCGGUCGGUAUGAUUGGAUCAGCUGCGGGACGGUUACCGUUUCUGCUGAAGGUACUGAGCAUCCGGAAGGCACUCAGUGUGCAGGUUCACCCGGACAAGGUCGAGGCAGAAAAGCUGCACCGUCAGUUUCCGGACAUUUACAAAGAUCCCAACCAUAAGCCGGAGCUAGCUAUCGCGCUGACCGAUUUCCAGGCCCUAUGUGGCUUUCGCCCGUACGCCGAGAUCGGCGAUUUGCUGCAAAAAUCGCCUGAACUGCAGGAACUGCUAGGGGAAAGCGUGUUGACAAAAUUUGCAGCCACCGACGAAUCCGCCGUCAAGAUUGCGUACGAACAGUUAAUGCACAGCGGACCGGAUGCUGUUCAACGGUGCAUCGAACGUAUCGCCGAUCGUAUGCGGUCCGCCGAUACAGAACCCAGCGAACUGGGCGAUCUGUUUCAGCGGCUCUAUGCGGACUUUGGAUGUGACGUUGGCGUGCUGUCGAUCUACUUUCUCAACUACCUACGCUUAAAGCCCGGCCAGGCGAUCUAUCUUGCAGCGAACGUACCGCACGCCUACCUGGACGGUGACUGCGUGGAGUGUAUGGCCUGCUCCGAUAAUGUGGUGCGGGCCGGAUUGACUCCAAAGUUCAAGGAUGUGGACACACUGCUCCGGCUGGUAGCUUACGACUGUCGGCCCGGUGACGCUAUGCUGUUUCAGCCGACACUAUUAAACCUGCUGGAGGAACCGUUCACGCGCACAUUCUUGCCACCGGUGCCGGAUUUUGCCGUGGCCGAGAUAAGCGUACCGAGCCGCGUAGGGGAGUACAGCGUAAGCAAUCCGGCCCAUGGGUCCAUACUGCUUGUUGUAGGUGGAAAAGCAAAGCUAACGAUUGCUGGUUCGGACGAAAUCAUGCUGAGCAUGGGAAAAAUCGUCUUCCUCCCUAGCAGCGUGGGCAGAAAGGUGCUGCUGGUGCUGGAGGAAGCAGGAGAACCGUUCCUAGCGUUCCAGGCCAUGGCCAAUGAUUUCGAAUGAUUUUCUUACCCCCUGGGGAUGUUUUUUUUUAUAUGAUUGGACGUGUUUUUGUUGUUUAUUUAAAAAAAAGUCUAUAUUAAAAUUUAACAAGCUAACUUUAAAGUUCAAUAAAAAUUUAUAGUAAAAUGAAUGUUACCACA
Molecule: messenger RNA, 1720 nt
Organism: Anopheles stephensi (Asian malaria mosquito)
Lineage: Eukaryota; Metazoa; Arthropoda; Insecta; Diptera; Culicidae
Gene: Mpi
Product: mannose-6-phosphate isomerase
Exons: 3
Coding region: 363-1580 (405 amino acids)
Biological process (GO): carbohydrate metabolic process; GDP-mannose biosynthetic process
Cellular component (GO): cytosol
Molecular function (GO): mannose-6-phosphate isomerase activity; zinc ion binding
Source: RefSeq, a predicted model, not a curated record